AUGAGUCAGCCACCAAUAACUCAAGUCAGCCCAGACGGACCACAAGGAGAUGCUAAAUAUUUAGUUGGACCAAAGUCUGAAGGUCCAACUACCCCGGCAGGCCCAAAAUCCACAACAAAUACAGGGGUAACACAGCGUUCACCACCGCGUUCAUUUUUCUCUUUAAUCUUUUGUUGCACGUGGGGUGCUGGUCCCAUAACCAAUGAUGAUAAACCAGAAACUCCUACUGCUACUCCGACGACUAAUCCACCAAUUACGACGCCGACAAAUAUUAAACCUAAAAGCACGAAAACACCGCAAGUUGUACCUGAAAACCCUUCUGAAACACCACCAAUACAACCUUCACCAUCACCACCCGACGAACCCAAACCAAAACCUACUGAAGAAGUUCAAGUUGGAGAGGUUGAAAACAAAUGGUUACUUGAGCCAAUAGCUCCUGAACAUCUCGGCCGAAAAUGUUUAGUAUUAGACUUGGAUGAAACUUUAGUGCAUAGUUCAUUUAAGGUGAAAAUCAUUUUUGAAAUCGAGAAUCAAAUGCAUAAUGUCUAUGUAAUAAAACGGCCCGGUGUCGACCAAUUUUUGAAGAAGAUGGGUGAAAUAUAUGAAGUAGUUGUAUUUACAGCCAGUUUAUCUAAGUACGCGGAUCCUGUCCUCGACAUGUUGGAUCAACACAAAGUAGUGAAACAUAGGUUAUUUAGGGAAUCAUGUUAUAAUCAUAAAGGGAACUAUGUAAAGGACCUAUCACAACUUGGUCGAGAACUUAGAGAUAGCAUAAUUAUUGAUAAUUCACCGGCUAGUUACCUUUUUCAUCCUACAAAUGCUGUUCCUAUAUCUUCAUGGUUUAAUGACCCUCACGAUACUGAAUUGUUGGAUCUUAUACCGUUUUUGGAAGAUUUGACGACGGUAGAUGAUGUAAUGAUAGUUUUGGAUUCUUCCAAUGAGGCGCACUAG
This is a messenger RNA of Diversispora eburnea, 951 nucleotides long. NCBI's taxonomy places the organism in Eukaryota, Fungi, Glomeromycota, Glomeromycetes, Diversisporales, Diversisporaceae. The record is from the annotation of a GenBank genome assembly.